Molecule: messenger RNA, 239 nt
Organism: Racocetra persica
Lineage: Eukaryota; Fungi; Glomeromycota; Glomeromycetes; Diversisporales; Gigasporaceae
Source: the annotation of a GenBank genome assembly
GCUAUGAAUAUAAAAGACCUGCCGCGUGGAUUCCGAACACUCCUAUAACGCAUUAUUUCCUUAGUAAUUUAGGAAAAAAGGUUGAAAUACCGUUACUAAACAAAUGUUUGAUAAAUGAACACACAACAUAUUCAAUCAAAGGUACUGAAGGCGUUUUGCAAACAAUCGAAAAAGGAAAAUCUAAUCUUGACUUGGUGUUAAAAGCACUAAUAAUUGAAAAUGAAUCAAUAAUUGCAUAA